GAAUUGUUCGGCCACUCCUUUGUUGGCUCAAGAACUCUUUCCUCUGUUCGACUGUCCUCAGUUUGCAACAUGGCAUUUGCAGGGAAAUACCAGCUUGAGAGUCAGGAGAACUACGAUGAGUUCUUGGAAGCAACCGGGCUCCAGACGGCUAAGACGGACCACAAAGUGGUGACCGAGGUGGUCCAGGAUGGGGACAACUUCACCUGGACACAGAGCAUCCCCGGCUGGAGCUGGAGCAUCAAGUUCACGCUGGAUCAGGAGUGUGAGCUGGAGUCCAUGAAAGGCGUCAAAUUUAGGGGCACCGUAACCAUGAAAGAUGGAAAGAUCGCUCUGCAGUUUCCAGAAUAUUUCUUCACAGCAGAGAUGGCUGACGAUAAACUAAUAAUGAUUUGCGUAACUCCCGGAGAGAAGGGUGUGGCUUUCAAGAGAGUGAGCGGGAGGAUCUAGUGCUGCAGGUCCCUGGAAAAAGAAAAGAUGGGCAAUGCUUGCUCCUACCUCCGAACGCAAGAGAAGAAAUGUGAUCAUGUAGACUAAGCCACUGGUAGAUUAUCUGGCAGCGUCACUAAAUUGAGCCGGUCAUGAGUUUUGGGUUUCAUUUAGCAGAAGUGAUGAAAAUAAACAUCAUAUUGUUGUCAGAAAUUCCUCAGCUUCAGCGGGAUUUACUUAAACUAAUGGAAAGGAAAGGCACAACCUGCUUUCCAAGUCUGUUUCUGAUCAAUUCUUUACUUAUAUAAUCAGUCUUAUGUUUUAUCACAAUUUCAAUGUUGACUGUGUACACAUAGUUCACCUAUCUGUCUGAUAAGUAAAAGUAAAGAGCAUUCUCCAGAAGAUUUUCAUCUCAGUUGAUCUCUUUGUCACUUUGAUCACAGCACUGAUUGUGUCCCAAUAGUUUAUAUCAAUAAAAACACACUUUGACGCUAAGAUAGAUAACAUUGUGCAAAGUUUUUGUCUGUGAUGGGUUGUUACUUCUCUUGUAUUAUUUAAAAUUAAAGUAUUUCAAAGAAAUUCCCUAACAGUAAAAA
Messenger RNA from Fundulus heteroclitus (mummichog), 1022 nucleotides. RefSeq names its product gastrotropin. The transcript is spliced from 4 exons. The record is from RefSeq and is a predicted model, not a curated record. Gene Ontology annotation, molecular function: fatty acid binding. Gene Ontology annotation, cellular component: cytosol; nucleus. Gene Ontology annotation, biological process: fatty acid transport. NCBI's taxonomy places the organism in Eukaryota, Metazoa, Chordata, Actinopteri, Cyprinodontiformes, Fundulidae. The coding region runs from base 70 to 447 and encodes 125 amino acids.